CAAUAUUUUUAUAGUUUAGCCUUGUUUUUUACAUAGCUGUUGUUUUUAAUAUAUUUGUUUAAACUUUUUGUUAUGAAUUUAAGAUGCCUUAGGUAUUACUGUUUUUUCAUUAUUUUCUCCGAUUAUGCUAAAAAUUACUGGGAACUAUUCACCUUCCAAAGUACAUUCUCGAUCAAUUUUCUAGCAGAAACCACCUUCAAAUUUAAAGAUUGAAAAUCCAUGAAAGCCACUGCUUAUUUAAUAAUCAUAAAUCAAAAUAAUCAUUGUAAAUGAUAAUAUAUAUUACUAUUAUUAUCUACUGUUAUAAACGUCACCGGUAAAGGUCAUUGCUCUUUAAAUAUUUAAAGCUUAAUUGUCCCCUACCAUAAAUACUCAGUUUCUAUUGAUAUAGGUAAUACAAAUAAAUAUACACUGAUCAUCAGUUAUUAUAUUAUACACAUACAUUUUGCUUCCAUCUGUUUGUGUUAGUUGUUGUCAUAUUUUUUUCUUUCAAUACUCGUUAAUAAUAUUGAAAAAUAUACAAGUUCGUUAAUGAUACAUUUGUGAACAAUAUACGUAUUAUGUUUUUUUUUUUUACUGAAGUAUAAAGUGUGGUUCGAUUUUUAAUGGCUUGAUUUUUUAUUAAAAAUGUAUUUUGGAGCACAAUACAAAAAAAAAAUUGAAAUCACGCCUCAACGUGUGCCUUGAGGCUUGAAUAACUAACUACAUCUCAUCGUUCUAAAGAAAAUUUGAGUUCCUUAUCCCGAAGUACCUAUUGUUGCACAUGAAAAAUAAGAACAUAAAAUAAAAUACAAUUAUGAAAUACAUUACAAUAUUGGUAAUUUUACUAAACUUUUAUGUUCACGCGAUAAAAAGUUCGAAUAUCCUUGUUUUCGUGCCAUCGCCAUGGAAAAGUCACAUUAUUGCUUUCCAGCCAUUAUUUUUGGAAUUAGCGAAUCGUGGCCAUAAUGUUACAGUAAUAUCAAAAUUUACUGUGAAAGAUCCACCACCGACAUAUACACAAUUGGUUCCUUCUUAUAAUUUUGAUAUUGAUGGAAGAUCAGAUUACUUAUUUCGUGAACGGAGUAUGUAUUAUUCGUUUAUUGAAGAUCCAAUGACACGUAGCACGAUACUAGUCGACACAACACUUAUGUUUAUGUCAGAUCCAGUAAUACAGAAAUUUAUUAAGUAUGAUCAAUCAUCGUUUGAUUUAGUCAUGAUUGAAUCAUUUUUUCAAGAGUGCGCAGUAGCGUUGGGACACAAAUACGGAGCACCAGUAAUUUCAAUCGUACCCGUAACUCCUUGGAUAAGCGUAUCUCGGUGGGCAAACAAUCCUGCAGACUUGUCUUAUAUUAAAGACUUUAUGCUGGACGGUGGGAAGUCUCUGACUUUCUGGGAACGAUUAGCGAAUAGCUUUAUCGGGUUUUACUCUCUAUUUGUCGAACCCAUUACAUAUCUUCCGAAAUUGGAAAAUAUGAUGAACACCUAUUUCCAAUACCCUGGAUACGAAAAUAGACCUACUAUGGCGGAGAUGCUAAAGAAUAUAUCGCUCAGUCUGAUUGACUCUGAUAUUACGAUUUUUAGUUCUCGGCCCUAUGUCCCGAGUUUCAUUGAAGUACCAGGUAUCCAUUUUCGUCCUAAAAAGAAAAUGGAUAAGAAACUACAAGAAUUUAUGGACAAAGCUAACACGGGUGUUGUUUAUUUCAAUUUUGGCACUAUAUUAAAUGUGACAAGUAUACCUAAGCCGUCUCUGCGCAUUUUGAUUAAUGUAUUAGGCCGAUUAGAACAGAAAAUUGUAUUUAAAUGGAUUAAUAAUAGUACUCAAGAUUUUCCAAACAACUUUUAUGUCAACUCUUGGCUCCCUCAAAGUGAAAUCCUGAACCAUCCAAAUUGUAAAGUUUUUAUUACUCACGGAGGAGUCCACGGUAUUAUAGAAACGAUAGAUGCCGGUGUUCCAAUUAUUGGAUUUCCUGUUUUUGGAGAUCAGUUUCAAAACAUAAAAAUUAGUGAAGAAAAUGGGAUCGGUAUUAUGAGUAAUAUUUUUACGAUGACAGAAGAGACAUUUGAAAAAGAAGUUAAACUUAUAAUCAAUGAUAAGAAGUUUUCAGAAAAUGUUAAAAGAAUGUCUUCCAUAUUUCAUGAUCGGCCGAUGUCAGCUCUUGAAACAGCGGUAUAUUGGGUGGAAUACGUAAUCAGAAAUAAAGGAGCUCAUCAUAUUUUACGUUCUGCAGCAGUUGAUUUUACGUGGUACCAAUAUUAUUUAUUAGACGUUAUUGCAUUUCUUAUUAUAAUUGUAUUGUUUAUUGUCUGUAUUUUCUAUUUUAUUACCAAACGGAUUUUACGGCAAAUGUUUAAUUUGUUCCAUAAACAAAAAAUUAAUUUAACAAAAAAAAAAACUUGGAAGCAUAAAGUAAAAAUGAAAUUUAUAUCGAUAUUGGUAUUUGUAGCAAUUCAUUGUGCUUUAGAAAUAAAAUCUUCAAAUAUACUGGUUUUUGUACCUUCACCUUGGAAGAGUCAUGUCGUGUCGUUUGAACCAUUGUUUUUGGAAUUGGCACAUAGAGGUCAUAAUGUUACAGUGGUAUCAUCAUUUCCUAUGAAAAAUCCACCUUCGAAUUAUACACAAAUCGUUCCCAAAUAUGAGCUGGAUUUAAGACCAAUAACGGACUCUAUCAUGCAAAAUAGAAACAAAUAUCUAUUUUUUUUGGAAGAAAUAUAUAUACGAAAUAUAUUUGGUAUUUAUGUCACCAAAACUUAUGUAUCAGCUCCAGAGAUACAAAAGUUUAUCAAAGAAGAUCAAACCAAGUUUGAUUUGGUAAUAAUAGAAUCGUUUUUCCAAGAUUGUACCGUAGCCAUGGGUCAUAAAUAUGGUGCCCCAGUUAUUAGUAUCAUUCCAGUAGCGCCUUACGUUUCCAUUUCUCGUCAUGCUGCCAAUCCCUCAGAUUUUUCUUAUAUUAAAGAUUUUAAGUUGAAUGCUGGCAAAUCAAUUGAUUUUCAAUAUCGAUUACUUAAUACAUUGUUUGGUUUAUACAGUCUGUUUAUUGAACCAAUCACGUAUAUCCCACUAUUAGAAGAAAUAAUGGAUAACCAUUUUCAAUACCCUGGAUAUGAAAACAGACCAAAAAUGACAGAGAUGCUCGAAAAUAUAUCGCUCAGCUUUAUUGAUUCCGAUGUAUCAAUUCUUAGCCCACGACCUUACGUUCCAAAUUUCAUCGAAAUUCCUGGUAUUCAUAUACAACCUACAAAGGAAAUGAAGAAGACUCUACAGAACUUCAUGGACACAGCUCAAGCUGGAGUUGUGUACUUUAAUUUUGGUACUUUAUUAGAUACAUCUAGACUACCAAAACCUACACUGGAAGUUUUCGUAAAUGUUUUGGGACGACUAGAACAAAAAGUUUUGUUCAAAUGGACUAAUAACGACACCCAAGGAUUCCCAGAUAAUUUUUAUGUCGACUCUUGGUUUCCACAGCUAAACAUUCUAAGACAUCCAAAUUGCAAGCUUUUUAUUACACACGGGGGAAUCCAUGGCAUAAUGGAAACAAUAGAUGCUGGAGUUCCGUUUAUCGGGUUUCCCUUUUUUGGAGACCAGUUCCAAAAUUUAAAAAUUAGCCAAGAAAAUGGCUUUGGACUUAUUAACGAUAUUCAUACACUGAAUGAAGAUAGUUUUGAAAGAGAUGUUAAAUUAAUAUUGACUGAUAUGAGGUUUACAGAAAAUGCAAAAAAAAUGUCCACAAUAUUUCAUGAUAGGCCGAUGUCAGCUCUUGAUACGGCAGUUUAUUGGGUGGAAUACGUUAUUAGACAUAAAGGAGCUCAUCAUUUACGUUCUACGGCUGUGAAACUAACAUGGUACCAAUAUUUAUUAUUAGACGUUAUUUUGUUUUUUAUUGUUAUUUCAUUAUUACUAAUUUACAUCUUUUAUUUUAUUACUAAAUGUAUUAUAAGAUCAAUACUUAAACUGUUCAUCAAACAAAAAACAGAUUAACAUUUAGUAAAAUAAAAUUAUGCUCAGAGCCGUGCCAUCAUAAUUUAGCGCCCGGAGCAAAAUUAAAAAUAUUCGCCCCUUUCAUUAAUUUCUUAUUUAACCUUUUACUUUUUGUCACCCCUUAAAAUUUGCGCCCGGGGCAUAUGUCCCUUUGCCCUCCCCCCAAUAAAGUGGCUCUGAUUAUACUUAUUGAAAUAUAUUUGCUCACUUUAUAAUGCCAUUUACUUGGGUUAUCUAUAAACAAUAAAAGUUUUUUUGUUUGAUUUUAGUUUUUAUAUAUAAUAUACUAUUGUUGAACGACUAGCUGUUACACUAUUUACAAAUAAGUUACUAAAGUUAAAAAAAAAAAAAAACCAUUUUCUUAAAGUUGUAAACAAUAAAUUACUUAUUAAAUGCUUAUUAUUAUAACUGUAUAAAAGUUAUAAGGUGAUAUUAAAAAAAAAGUAAGAUAGUUUUAUAUUUUUUUAUUAUUAUAUUUCAACUGUCUAAAAAUAUAUUAUGAUGCAUUAUUAUGACAUGUUUUGUACAUUUUAAGUUUUAAAAAAUAUAUAUAUUAUAUAUUUUUAAGUACUUUUUUCUGUAUUGUAUAUUUAUUACUAAAAUAAUUGUGCUUUGUUAUAAAUUAUAAUAUAUUAUAAUGUAAUAUUAUGA
Messenger RNA from Aphis gossypii (cotton aphid), 4609 nucleotides. RefSeq lists its product as uncharacterized. Bases 797 to 3958 code for a protein of 1053 amino acids. Lineage: Eukaryota; Metazoa; Arthropoda; Insecta; Hemiptera; Aphididae. The transcript is spliced from 11 exons. Gene Ontology annotation, molecular function: UDP-glycosyltransferase activity. The record is from RefSeq and is a predicted model, not a curated record.